Molecule: messenger RNA, 1172 nt
Organism: Diorhabda carinulata
Lineage: Eukaryota; Metazoa; Arthropoda; Insecta; Coleoptera; Chrysomelidae
Product: nuclear receptor-binding factor 2-like
Exons: 4
Coding region: 291-1115 (274 amino acids)
Biological process (GO): autophagy
Source: RefSeq, a predicted model, not a curated record
AAUUAGACGGUUCUACGGUUAAUUCUUAUUCAUCCAUACGACAAAUUGACGUUUAUAAUUUGAUAUUGUUUAAUUACAUAUGGUACAUACGUAUUUCAUUAUUUUCUUAUGUUUUCCCAUCAUAUGUAAAGCAAUGAAAGUUCGUGAUCAUUGUUAGGUUAAAAUACCAGUCAAACUACUUAACCUUGAUAACUUAUUUGUUAAAAUAAUGAGGAUUGAGAAAUUUCCAGUAAAAAUUAUUUUAUGGUAAUAAAAUAAAAGUUAUCUUGAUAUUAGCAAACAAAAUAGUGAUGGAUAAUUCCCCUUUAAACAAAGCUCACCAGGAAGAGAGAAGGGCAGAAGUAUUUUUACGACAGAAAAAAUACGACGAAUGUAUCGAGUGCCAUAAAAGAAGCAUUCUAUUAUUAGAAGAAAGUUGUAAUUUAACAACAAAUAAAAAGGCUUUAGAAUCUAUUGCACUUCAGAUACGUUAUAACCAAAAACAAAUUGAUUUGGUUUUAUACAAGCAAGCCCAUUCGAAAAUGGAAUCUCUCUGGAAAGCACUGCAGAAAACUAAAACUUACGGUGGUAUGGAAACUGUAAAAGACGAACUAGAUAUAGAGGCAACCAUUUCUAGGACUAUUGAAGUACAUGAUUCUUUAAUAGACUAUCUGGGUAAAAGAGGCGGUAGUGAUAAUGAUAGUGUGAAAUCCUGUUCAACUAGUGACAAUGAGGAAAAAUUGGAAAAAGUAAAGACAGAAGUGAUUGGGUUCAAAUGUCCUAAAGACGAUGCACAAAUCAUUGAAGAAUUCAAAACUUUAAGUGGACAAUUACGAGAUUCUGUUAAAUGUCUUUUAGUUCAGCUCGAUGAUCGAAAUAAGGAGAUUGAAAAACUCAAAAACACCAUCAGGCAAUUAGAAAAUGAAAAAGAAAAAGCUCAACAAGAAAAACGUAAAGCAAGUUUAAAAGUUGUAACGGAUUCGUCGGGGGGCACUUCGCCUUAUAUAUAUUCUCCGUGUAGUGAAUUAAGUCCGGAUAUUAUAUACGAAACUAGACAUUUACCCCCACUAGCCCCCCUCGAAAUGCCCGAUUUAAAUUAUUUAAGUACGAUUAUGAGAAGUCCAACGAAUAAUUGAUUAUCUAUUUCUAUUUAUUGUUGAAUAUGUCGUUAAUAAAAUGUUUUUAUUCUGAAA